Molecule: messenger RNA, 1179 nt
Organism: Trichophyton rubrum CBS 118892
Lineage: Eukaryota; Fungi; Ascomycota; Eurotiomycetes; Onygenales; Arthrodermataceae
Exons: 1
Coding region: 1-1179 (392 amino acids)
Source: RefSeq, a predicted model, not a curated record
AUGGUUAAUAGACUGAGUGCUUUGGAACUUGGCCGUCCACUCGCAAUUAUUGACGAGGACUGUGAUAUUUCACUUCCAUCCUCGAUCGAAGAGCAACUUAUCCAAGAAGACACUCCGGCCCCAGAUCAGAAAUCAAAUCCCUUACUCGUUAUAGUCCACAUAAUGCGCUGCGUUUCGCAACUUACGAAAGCUCUCAAAAGUUUGGUUAUAUCGAGUGAUACCCUGGAGCUAUUUGAUCGGCAUUUCCGGGCUUGUUUAAACAGCUUCCCGGCGGAUUAUCACAUGCAGUCAAAUCAAUACUUGGAUCCACGAUCGCUUUCGCCUGUUAUUAUUCUCCAGAACACUAGGUUAGUUCUACACCGCCAUAACCUCUCUCCCGGAUGUCCACCGGAGAUCCGGAAUAUCGCCAUGGAUCAUUGUUUGGCAGUUGCUCGCGAUACCACCGGGAUUCUAACCAGAUGCAUGCGCUCGCCAACCUCUGGAGAACCUGGAGCACCUUCGAAAGUAAACGGCGAUGACUGGCGCUAUCUAUUAGCUGCUGCCGCCACUUCCGUGAUUUGCAAGCAUAUCUGGCGAUGCAUUUUGCUACUGUUAUGCAGAGCCGAUUAUGCUGCUGCGCUAGUGUGCAUACAAGCCUGCUCUGCAAUCGGAGAUGCCAGAGCAGUGAACAUUGCUUCGGGGCGAUACAUCACUUUCUUCUUGAAGUUUUUACUUGAAAAGCAGCAAAAAGAAGGUUCCUUCAACUUUGUGGAUGAUGAGGAGCUGAUGGCCUACGUGUCGGGCGAUCUGCAAAGUUCUAUGGAUACCUCAUGGGUUUGGAGGUCAACUUGCUCCAACCCGUCCUUAGAUCUGGGGGGCAAGCCACCAUCUAGCACGCUAGUCACAUCAAACCCGCCAUUGAAGACGGAGUCUGCGGACACCGAUCGAGCAGAUGGUGCUGAAACUGAUGACCAAGCACAAGAUUGGGAAGGCUGGGGCUGGGUUGAAAUGGUAACGCAGCGCUUGUUAGCUGAGCAGCAACAGCAGAACAAUGCUAUUUCUCCUAACGGUCUAGACAAUCCGCGUCUUGAUCGCCCAGUCCCUAAUGGCGUUAACGACUCUUGCCGCUCUCCCGAGACAGCAACCAGCCCAUGUCAAAAGAGCAACAUCUCUAAGAUGACAAUUGCGAAUAUUAUAUGA